Messenger RNA from Diabrotica virgifera virgifera (western corn rootworm), 1846 nucleotides. RefSeq lists its product as uncharacterized. The record is from RefSeq and is a predicted model, not a curated record. The transcript has 6 exons. NCBI's taxonomy places the organism in Eukaryota, Metazoa, Arthropoda, Insecta, Coleoptera, Chrysomelidae. The coding region runs from base 140 to 1540 and encodes 466 amino acids.
AGAAACGUCAAAAAGUAAAUAAUCAAAUCUACUAACGGCUAACCUAAAUUAUUGUUUUGUAAAUUUUUUAGAUUUUUUACGUUAUAAUAUUAACAGUAAUGAUUUAUUGAAAGCUUUUUUGUGGUGUUGUACCUCAGUUAUGACACAUCCUUUUUCAAACAUUUCGAACGAUGUACCAAUUUGUGAAAAAUUUUUAACAAGGUUUUUGUCCAAAGAGAACCCAAGAACAAGAACCCCUGCCGCAUUAUCAGUUAGAAGUAGAGAAAGGAGCAGUAGGACUGUUUCGUCAAGCAACCAAAAUGAGUUAAUGAAAUGUCGACCAAAUGUGAAACAACAAAAUUUUCCUUUGCCAGGUAAACACAGAAAUCCUUUUCAAAUCAAUCAGUGUUCAGAUCAUCCCAUUCAAGAUAAAAUGAAUACAAGGCCAAGAUCUAGAUCUUCUGCAGUGGAUACUGGCACAUGGGAUCAAGCAUUAAAAAAUCAAAAAAGUGGAGAUAAAAUCUCAAUUUUUGGAAACUUUGAUCCUCUUCGAACUCUACAUUUCCUUGCCAAAGAAUUACAAUUUCAGCUUCAAAGUGUAUUGCCAGAGGAUAACACAAUACAACAAAUGGUUAAAGAUAUGCAAUAUGCGUUGAAAAGGAUACCUCCAGAAAUUGCUUCAACAAUUCAUUUACAGCAAGCUUUUGAUUCACGACCUAGAAGUACUAGUCAUACUAAUAUAAGACCUGAGAAAUUAUGUGUUCAUACUGUUGAUUGUGGUGUCCAAACUGUGCCUCUCAAACCUGUUGAAAAUAAUGAAAGGUUGCAACAAAGAAUGGAAGAAGGCACAUUAAAACUAGAAAAAAGCUGUAAAGAUAUGGAAAGGCUUUGUGUCGAGCUGACGAAUGAAAAAACUAAAUUGGAAGGUCACUUAGUUGAAGCUAAACGUAGCGACAAAGCUUUAAAAAAGAAGAUAUUAGAUUUGGAACUAGAAAACAACGAAAUUCUAACACCACGUGUAAAACAACUUGAAGACGAAAAGCAAAAACUGGAAACCAAAUUAAAAACAGUUACAGCCAAACUAGAAACAGUAUUGCAGCAUUCAUCAAACGAUCUCAAGUCCCAAAUUUCCGAACUGAAAAGUCAGAAAAACGGCCUAGAACAGAAAUGUAUUAGCUUAAAGCAUCAAAUAGAAGUAGCUGCGUUAGAACGAGAAAAGUUCGUCGCCAUUUUGGAUUUAAGAAAUUCUCAAAUCAACGAGAUCCGUUCCGAAAUGAAUCAGUUGCAAGAAGUUGUUAAUGAUCAACUUAUUGAAUUACACAAUCAUGCUUUUACGAAUGUAGUGAAGACUGGAAGCAAUAGCGAAGUUUUGAACUUGGAGAAGAUCCAUAUUGCAGAAAUAAACGGCUAUGCUGGUAGCGGUACUGUUUCUUCUAUAGACGAGCAAGAUCAUUUUACAUCUCUCCCGAAUACAUCUUUAAAUCAGCAGUUUAAGAACGGCAAUGUUAAUUUUCAAAAGGAACCAGGGAUAAAGAAAUCAGUAUCAAAUUUUCCUAGUUAACCAUGGUACAAUUUUAACUCCUAACACAAUAAAAUAUUUGGAUGGCGGAUGGCGGGAUCGCUGUGAGGAAGACAGCAUGGAACCAACCUAUACAAUAUAAAACUGAACUGAGUGAAAAACAUUUCUGUGAUAAUUGUAUUUCUCAUUCAAUUGGUGUAAUUUUUAGAUAUUUGUUAAUAAAAUUAAAUCAAAGAAAUUUGGUUAGUUCUGUUCCUAGAAUAAGGCGAACAUGUACUUAAAUUAAUUGUAAACAAUGACGUAUUAGUAAAUAUUUGAGUUGAUUAAUAUAAAUUUGUACAAAUAAAA